UUUUCGACAAUUGUCAAAAACAACUGUUUUCCGUCUGAUGUUUUGCGAAGGCCGCUACGACUUGGUCAAUUAUCUAGAAGCUUGCACAUCUUUCCAGUAAGAAUUGACAACAGGAAUGUAACAGAACUUUCUAUGCUGUUUAAAUUUGUUAUAAACUUUUAUCAGUAGCCAGUCUUCGAUGCGAGAUGGAUGACACCGAUAUUGAAGUCUGCUCGUCGAUCGUGGAUCACCGCAACCAGGAAAAUACAAACUCACAACCGUACGAAAAGGAUCAGAUAAAAUCGAAAACUAUUGUACGUUUUCUGAACGUGCAAAGUACAGCCCCAUUCGCAAGGUUGAAAUGUAACACCGACUUGAAUCUUCCCCCAUCGAACUGGCUGAGCAAUUCGGCCAAUUCGUACGGUUUGGGGCAGUUCUUAUCCCAUCAGGGCGGGUUCAAUAGCUUCCGGAUGGCGAACAUGUUUCCUGAUUGCGUUGGUGGAGUAGAUGUAGUGUCGGACGCCGAGAACAUUAAAAGAUUACUUAAAUUGCCGUAUUCGAGAAAGAGUGCUAUCUCGAUGAUUGUUCACCGGAUCGAGAAUACGUUACUGAUAGACGAGUUCGAUGUUGCCAAGUAUUUGAUGCGUCACGAAGAGAGCGAGUGGCGUUGGUUAAGAUCUUUCAUCUAUGAAAAUAUUUUGAACAGUUUAAGUGAUAACGAGAAAAAACUAUUCAUCCACACCAAAUCCAGAGAGGCAUUGGCACAAAAGUAUUUGACCUCGAAGUUUUUAUAUUAUAGUUUAAAGGCGGAGGAGGAACUGGGCGGGAACAGUUCGGAAUUGCUCGAAGAUGACGAUUGUCAGCAAUAUAAACCUCUCCCGUUGGCUGGACCAGUAUUGCCUGAGCCGGAUGAGGAAGAAAACUGCCCAGAUCCUCGUCAGACUAAACAUAUUUUUAAUCGGAAUGUGGUGUGGACAUUCGAGGACAUCCGGAUGUUGAUCGGUACCGAUAUGCCGAUUUUUGGCGGCGCAAACCGUCCCUGUAUUAGCCUCCGUCUGAGAGAUGAAUCGAAACCUAUCAACGUGCUGACUGGAAUCGAUUAUUGGCUAGACAAUUUGAUGUGUAACGUGCCGGAAGUUGUUAUGUGCUACCACCUGGAUGGAAUCGUUCAAAGAUAUGAACUGAUCAAAACAGAAGAUCUUCCAUACCUGGAAAAUUCAAAGUUCUCUCCGAAAGUCAUACGUAACGUAGCCCAGAAUAUCUUGGCAUUUUUGAAGGCGAAUGCAACCAAGGCUGGCCAUACAUACUGGCUGUUUAAGGCGAAAAAUGAUGAAGUAGUCAAAUUAUAUGAUCUGACGACUUUAUGCAAGAAUACUGCUCCAUGUCCACCGGAGACGAGCACAGAGGGCGUUGAAGAUGAUGAUCAAAAUAAUCCGUUCACUAUUCCGGUGGCGAUGCUGCUGUACACCGUGGCUCGGAACAUGAAAAAUUCUCCGGAGGGAAUUUCCGCCACCAAGGCCGGCGCAAUCAAAACCCUGCUGGAUAAUUGCAUUAAACUGUUGCCAAAGGAGAGAUAUCCACAGAUAGUGACGUCGUCUCAUUAUAUACUGUCUGAUCUAUAUAUUCCGGCGGAAAUUGAUCCGGGUUCCCCAAAGUUUAACACAACGAUUGAUGAUGAGGAAGAUGAAUCUCAAACACCAUUCGGUCAACAAACGCCCAGUGCUUCCUCCCAACCGGAUCAAUACUCAGAUGAUGAACACAUUAGUGACCGUUUGGAGACAGCGAUCAAAACUAUUGAGGAAACACUGCAGGAAUACAAUGGCAGUGAUUGUUGGAGGUACAAUUCGAGACCUCCUCCUCUGAUUGGAGGAAUAGAAGAGCGCUGUGAAUCGGCACUGUACCACAUAGCGGAUGGUUUGAACUGCUUGCAAUAUUUUGAUAGCAGCGAAGAACAGAAAAAUCGCGAAAAAGAAAAGGAGGAGGAAAAGAGAAAGAUUUACCAUGAAGAAACUCACCCCAAUUUGGCGAAAUCGGAUGAUCCAAUCCCCUUACCGUACAGUCCAUUGAAUCCAGAACCCAGGUCGGCGAAUCCAAACGAAGCAAUUCCGAUGGCCUGGAAGGCAGAUUCUAGAGGCUGUCAAGAAAACGAAUCGAGCAGGAAAACGGCGAAGAAAAAAUCAAAACGCAAGGUGGAAAAAAAAACUAUAAUCGCUGACGGAAGUUCCAAUGAGAUUGACGCUAGAUCACUCUUGCUGAAGGGUGAGAUAGGAGUCAUAAAGUCAUGGAACGUACAUUUGAAGGUGCUUCUGUUUGAAAAAGCAUGUCUCACCUAUGCCACUCUCGCGGAAAGGUUUUACGCCCAGGAACGAUACGGAACAUCGUUGCGCUGCAUUUAUUAUGCCAUCCGAUGUCAGCAAGUUGUCACGAAGCACAUUUCCUGCGUUUCUUCGCAGCGCAGUCUUUUGCUUGGACGAAUAGGCGACUGCUUCUUCCAGAUCGCCAAGAAGUGGGAAAACAUUCAACAGUAUUUGGCAGAGUUUGAAGAGGAAAGUCGGGUAGAUCAACUCAUCAUGGGAGAGCUAGUGAAGGAUAUUGGAAGCGACGUAGAACAAUCCCUACCACUACCAACGGACAACGUUGAACAGCUGAUGAUUACCAGUUGUGGCUGCUAUGAAGCCGCAAUUGCAUGUGCCUCAAGCGAUGCCAAAAGCGAACUGAACAGACGGUUGGGCAGCGUUCGCAAUGAACUUGGGGUUAAAUAUAUGCACUGGGCCCAGGAAGAAUACCAAAACUUCUGGGAGCUGCCAGAGGCUGAGAGGGAAGUGUUUGAGAAAGCGGCCAGGAGUCAGCAGGAGUGUAAAAUUGAACCGUUAUAUCAAGUGCUUGCAAAGAAAUCCUACGAUUCGCUACAGAAAGGAGUUGGCUUGUUCGAGGCGGUUGACGAUUCGGCCAAUCUAGCGUUUUUGCUUUGCAAUAUGGGCCGAUUUAUGCGCUUCCGGGCGCAUAUACAUUUAAUUGGAGAUUGUCCUAACAACGUCCAACUACAAAAGAAAUUUUACCACGAGGCAUUUGCACACUAUCAGCGAGCAUUAGGAAUAUUAGGCUCGAAAAAGGAAAACCCCGACCUUUGGUCAUUGGUAACCUGGGAACUUUCAACCGCAACGUUCAAUCUGGCCAAGCAAUUGCAGGAUUACAGUGCAAUUAGCCACAAAGAUGGAUCGCAAAACCCGGAGGAGGUCGAGCAGGAAGUGGUCGAGAUGCUCCAGAAGGCGCUGAAAAUCUGCGAUCAAGAAGCGAGCGGCCCAAAGCAGGUGUUAUACUCAUUCAGAGCAGCGUUGAUUCACCAUAGGAUCGCCUCGUACUACCACUUCUCAUUCCGUUCAGUCAUCGAGGAAUCGCGUCGCAAAAACAUCCUUCAGCUGUGCAAACUACACUACGAGAAGGCGGUAAAGAUCUUCGAGAAUCUUGGUGAGCCACAGGAAUACCUCCAGAUACAAAUGGAGCGUAUUGCACUGCAGGAAUACCAGUGUGAGUUAGCCCAAACUAUUCCGAACAAACUGCGGCAUCUGCAGGGUGCGCUAGCUUUGUGCAAACAAAGUCGGGCUAUGAUCGAGUACCUCACCAUGACAAAAUCUCUCGCCACCAGCGCCACGAAUAACAACUUCAAUUGCGAGGAGAUCCAUAAAUUGCUGGAACUUUUCGAAAAACGUCUCCAGGUGAUACUGAAAACCUUGGCCAAGCUUUGCUUGAUAUCUGCAGGUACCGGCCAGAAAAAAGCAGAAUCCGAUCGGAUGGCUUCAAACUAUAAAACUUUGUUUGGGGCAACGCUUCAAAAGCGACCAGCAAGCACAGCCGAAGACGUUACGAACGGCAACAACGUAAUCAAGGAGUACGCCUUACACUUAGUGAAUAUGAUGCAGAAAAUUUGUGAUUUAGAUAAGAUCGAAGCUUAGAGCCUGUUUUAAAUGGGAUAGCUAAUUUUCGUUCAUUUUCAGCUUUUAAUGGGUUAGACAUAAACGCAAACGUAGAGCUUGUGUACAAACAACUUACUGUAACGUACUCUCGAACAUUCUAAGAAUAAACGAUGUUUCGGCGUCUUGUUAAUGCGUCAGUUUGAAUUUGUCAAUUUAAGAUCCCCGCGUAAACGCGCAAAAUAUUAUCCCAAGGCACAUACAGCAAAACAAACAAGAUAAAACGAUGCCGUUGCAGACAGUGACCUGAAUCCAACAUGUUUUCCUCAUGUUUUAUUUGUGUUUUCAAAACCGUUCUGAUUGGCCGGCUAGUAAUUACGCGAUAAAAUUAGAAUGUCGUCAUUGGCAUUUAUGAAUGAGCAAGGUCGCGUCGCGUGUCCCAUUCAGGGUGAUUCAACAUUUAUCGUGUAGCCGAGGAUAUUUAUUAUUAGUACUGACUGAUUAGGUUUCUAGGAAACAUACUUCU
Toxorhynchites rutilus septentrionalis is the source of this 4416-nucleotide messenger RNA. RefSeq names its product erythroid differentiation-related factor 1. NCBI's taxonomy places the organism in Eukaryota, Metazoa, Arthropoda, Insecta, Diptera, Culicidae. Bases 186 to 3932 code for a protein of 1248 amino acids. The transcript is spliced from 5 exons. The record is from RefSeq and is a predicted model, not a curated record. Gene Ontology annotation, biological process: positive regulation of DNA-templated transcription.